Molecule: messenger RNA, 3068 nt
Organism: Callorhinchus milii (elephant shark)
Lineage: Eukaryota; Metazoa; Chordata; Chondrichthyes; Chimaeriformes; Callorhinchidae
Product: kynurenine 3-monooxygenase
Exons: 15
Coding region: 481-1890 (469 amino acids)
Biological process (GO): L-tryptophan catabolic process; quinolinate biosynthetic process; NAD+ metabolic process
Cellular component (GO): mitochondrial outer membrane
Molecular function (GO): kynurenine 3-monooxygenase activity; NAD(P)H oxidase H2O2-forming activity; FAD binding
Source: RefSeq, a predicted model, not a curated record
UUGAUAAGGUGCAAUAUCAAAUGCAAGGAUUAUUAUUAUUGUAUGGGGUAAGAAUACUGGGAAGAAUUUAUCUUCCCAAAAUGUCCAGUUUUACUCUAAAUGGGUCCCACAUCAGACCCUACUGUCUUUUCUGUUGCCCCUUGAGCCAAUGAAUCCCGUAUCUUAAAGAUAACAUUAAGCCCAUGAGCGGAAGUAACAUGAGAGGAUCACUGUUUUUUACAAAAAGACGUCUCAAAGAUGUGAUAAGGCACUAUAUCAAAUGCAAGGAUUAUUAUUUUAUUAGUUUACCCAAAUAGAUUACUUGAUAAAGAGUAAUUUAGGUAAUGGCACAGAAGCAGUUUCACAUAGUGCCUUCCCUUUCUGAGGUCAUACCCAAAUUAAGUCCCUCCUUCCCAAACUGAUGAGUCUCAUUUAAGUCAGAGUUGGAGCUGAGCAACCAGUGAAUUGUAAACCCAAUUGCCAGGUUAACAAAUCUGCAAGAUGCAACCGUUUUGCAGCCCUGUUGUUUCAGAUGAUGAGAAGCUGAAGAAAGUGGUGAUAAUUGGCGGUGGCUUGGUUGGUGCUUUAAAUGCAUGUUUCUUCUCUAAGAGAGGUUUUCAAGUGGAUGUUUAUGAAGCACGAGAUGAUAUCCGAAAAGCCAAAAUCGCAAGAGGGAGAAGCAUCAAUCUUGCUUUGUCCCACCGAGGACGACAGGCCCUGAAGAGUGUUGGAAUAGAAGAGCAGAUUGUGUCCAAAGGCAUUCAAAUGAAUGCCAGGAUGAUCCAUUCACUUUCAGGCAAAAAAUCGUCUUUUCCUUAUGGAAAGAAAGGACAGUAUAUUCUAUCAGUGGACAGGACAAAUUUAAAUCGAGCAUUGUUAACUGCUGCUGAACAGUACCCAAAUACCACAUUGAACUUUGAACAGAAGCUGCAAAACUGCUCUGUUGAGGAGAGGUUGUUAUCGCUCACCAGGCCUGAUGGUUCUGUCGUGGAGGUUUGCUAUGACCUUGUUGUUGGCUGCGAUGGGGCUUUUUCAAGAAUGAGGAAACAGUUUAUACGAAAGCCAAGGUUUAACUACAGUCAGACAUAUAUCCCCCAUGGCUACAUGGAGCUCACCAUGCCACCCAGAAAUGGGGAUUUUGCAAUGGAGCCCAAUUAUCUUCACAUUUGGCCCAGAAAUACCUUCAUGAUGAUCGCCUUACCAAAUCUGGACAAGUCCUUCACCUGCACUCUCUUCAUGCCUUUCGAAAACUUUGAGAAGCUUACUACAGAGGAGGAAGUGCUCCAGUUUUUCAAGAAAUAUUUUCCAGACUCCAUCCCUCUAAUAGGAAUAGAGUCAUUGAUGCGGGAUUAUUUCCUACUGCCAGCCCAGGCAAUGGUCUCAGUAAAAUGCGGCUCUUACCAUAUCGGCUCCACAUGUAUGCUCAUGGGAGACGCAGCUCAUGCAAUUGUUCCAUUUUAUGGCCAAGGCAUGAAUGCAGGUUUUGAAGAUUGCCUUGUCUUUGAUGAAUUACUGGAUCAGUUCCACAAUGAUUUCUCCAAAUGCCUUCCUGAGUUUUCCAGACUGCGUGUGCCUGAUGAUCAUGCCAUUUCAGAUCUGGCCAUGUACAACUAUGUGGAGAUGCGAAUGCAUGUGAACUCAAAGUGGUUUAUGUUCCGUAAAUACUUGGACAACUUCCUCCAUUUCAUGAUGCCAAGGACCAUUGUGCCCUUGUACACAAUGGUUACUUUUACUCAAAUACGUUACCAUGAAGUGAUAAAGCGAUCAAAAUGGCAAACUAAGGUAAUCAAUGCAGGGUUAUGUGUGUUGGGAGCAGCAGCAACAGCCACUGGGAUAUAUGUCCUGCACAAGUUCAGCAAUGUGAAUAUUCAUAUGGAAGGGAUCAGGAAUUUGAUUUUCAUUUUUAAGUAACUGGGAGUAAUUGAAAGUGAUUGGGAUCCUUGUAGUUAAUAUUGGAACACCCUGAUUGUGAUUCUAUGUUAAUAUAAGCUGCCCACUUAGAGCUACUCACUGUCUGUAAGGGCUUUUAUGUUGAAUAACCAUGGGGUUUCGUCCACUGGCAGUACUGAGCUCAUUAAUGUUUUUUUGGAUUUGGCCAGCUUUAUAAUUAGCCGUUUUAUGAAUGUUGUGAAGUAAACUUUUUUUUUGCAAACUAGAAGUUGGAGCAAACUUACUGAGAAACCUAUUUACAUACAAUACCCACCAGACUACAUUGUGGAAUAUGAAAAUUGAACCGAAAUAAAUAUUAACCACAGACGAGAAUAAUUAUCUCCCCCCACCCUAUUCCUGGAGAAACGCUCAUCGAUACCGCCAUAGAUGGAAAGGAGUGAAUAAAGCUCACUCAUGGGAGAACUCCUUCCUCCCUCUUCCUUGAAAUUUGUUUCUUGAUUCCCGAGGGCACCCGUGGCUGCUUUCUAUUGCCAACCUGAUAUUGAGUGUGGCUGGACUUUGAAUGAGGGUGCAAGGUCUUUUAGUGUAAUUUAUUUUAUAGUUUAGUCACUUUAACCAAAUUUGUGCUCGUUUGUCAGCUUUUGCUGAAUGUAUAACUGCGGGAUUAAGGAUUAUCCCACAAUAAUGUUGUGCAUGUUGUUUAGUCAAUGUCCACACAACCAAACUCUGCAACUCACAACACAGUAUUACAACACAGUGUACUGACCCAAGAAACAUACUACAUUUAUUCACAAUGCAAUAUAAAAAACAAUAAUUCUUAUCAGCAUAGUUUAUUACAGUAUCAAAGUGAAAGAUAGUAACAAAUACUAUAAUUUAAUUAUUUACGGAGCUCAGUUUUUAAAAUAGCUGCGGGUUGAAAGCCCAGUUUAAAACACACCAAGAGUGAUUUCUUUUUCUGCUUUACACGGCUUUUCUGUCUCCUAUAAUUUGGAUAGCAUUCGCAUCUACUGCACUUUCCCAUGGAUGUGACCUUCAAAUGGAGUUUGAAUAUCAAAUAUAUCAAAUGCAAGGAUUAUUAUAUGAUUUCCCAUUUUAUGUGAGCACUCACAUCUUAAAAUCUUGUCUUAGAAAGAAAAGGCAUUUUCUUGUGUACCCUGAAACAAAAAUAAAGCUUUGCAAAGGAAUUGUUUAAUCAGCAA